This is a messenger RNA of Gadus morhua (Atlantic cod), 3425 nucleotides long. RefSeq names its product glutamate receptor, metabotropic 2a (gene grm2a). Lineage: Eukaryota; Metazoa; Chordata; Actinopteri; Gadiformes; Gadidae. Gene Ontology annotation, molecular function: G protein-coupled receptor activity. The record is from RefSeq and is a predicted model, not a curated record. The coding region runs from base 612 to 3263 and encodes 883 amino acids. The transcript is spliced from 6 exons. Gene Ontology annotation, cellular component: membrane. Gene Ontology annotation, biological process: G protein-coupled receptor signaling pathway.
CUCCAGCCCGGAGGUGAGCCCCUCAGUGACGGCUGGGGGGCUGUCUGCUGCACGUGCUGGCGGAGAGAUCCCGCGGUCCGGGCGCGCGCUUCUCUUCAGAGGCGUGAGGACACUUCUGACGCGCGCGCCUUCGCUCACCGGCGCUGAAACUUAAUUGGCGAUUCCUCCUCGGAGCUUCACCUUAAUUAAUGAAACCAUUUUAAUUAAUCAAAUUAAUCCACCUAAUACAACCCACUUUGUCGCUGAUGACCGAAGAGUUAGUAACCAUCAGCGGGAACAUCUUGGAGGACAUGCCUUGACAACAGUCUGAGGAGCAUAAGCAGGCAAACAAAUCGAACCACAGACAGGACGAGGGAACGCCGGAGGGGCCAGCGUCCAUGUUGUAAACAGCGUUGUAAACGGCGUCCAUGUUGUAAACGGCGUCCAUGUUGUAAACGGCAUUGUCAACGGCGUCCAUGUUGUAAAUGGCGUCCAUUUUGUAAAUGGCCUCCUCAAGAAGACCAAUCCCUCCGGCUCUUUGAGGUCCCUUCGGCAACGCGCUCCGCCCUCCCCGGGCCGCCCGCCGCCGCCGCUCCGCCGAGAGAGAGAGAGAGAGAGAGCGCGUCCGGCCCAUGUCCCCCGGUCGGUCCCGUGGGGGCCCUGGGCCCCGGGGCCUGCUGCUGCUCUGCGUGGCCCUGCUGCCCCCGUCCCCCCAGGGCCUCCCCGUGACGGGGUACAGCCCCGAGGCCAAGAGGGGGGUGGCGGUGGAGGGGGAGCUGAUGAUCGGGGGGCUGUUCCCCGUGCACCAGAAGGGCGACGGCGCCGAGGACUGCGGCAAGAUCAACGCCCAGAGGGGCAUCCAGCGGCUGGAGGCCAUGCUGCUGGCCCUGGACCACAUCAACCACGACCCCCUGCUGCUGCCCGGCCUCCGCCUGGGCGCCCACAUCCUGGACACCUGCUCCAAGGACACCUACGCCCUGGAGCAGUCGCUGGAGUUCGUGCGGGCGUCGCUCACCAAGGUGGACGACAGCGAGUACACCUGCCCCGACGGCUCCUACGCCGUCCACGACGACCCGCCCCUCGCCAUCUCCGGGGUCAUCGGGGGCUCCUACAGCGACGUCUCCAUCCAGGUGGCCAACCUCCUGCGGCUCUUCCAGAUCCCCCAGAUCAGCUACGCCUCCACCAGCGCCAAGCUCAGCGACAAGUCCCGCUACGACUACUUUGCCCGCACUGUGCCCCCCGACUUCUACCAGGCCAAGGCCAUGGCGGAGAUCCUGCGCUACUUCAACUGGACCUACGUGUCCACCGUGGCGUCGGAGGGCGACUACGGCGAGACGGGCAUCGACGCCUUCCAGCAGGAGGCGCGCGCCCGCCAAAUCUGCAUCGCCACCUCGGCCAAGGUGAGCCGCUCGAUGAGCCGCUGGAGCUACGAGAACGUGAUCCGCUCGCUGCAGCUCAAGUCCAACGCCAAGGUGGUGAUCCUGUUCACGCGCAGCGAGGACGCCCGCGAGCUGCUGGUGGCCGCCAACCGCAUGAACGUGUCCUUCACCUGGGUGGCCAGCGACGGCUGGGGCGCGCAGGAGAGCGUGGUGCGCGGCAGCGAGGCGGUGGCCGACGGCGCCUUCACCAUCGAGCUGGCCUCCUACCCCAUCCCCCGCUUCAACGACUACUUCACCAGCCUGCACCCCUACAACAACACCCGGAACCCCUGGUUCAGGGAGUUCUGGGAGAACCAGUUCCAGUGCAGCCUCCACGACCUGGGCUGCGGGAAACACUCGCUGAAGGACGUGCCCUUUGAGCCCGAGUCCAAGAUCAUGUUCGUGGUGAACGCCGUGUUCGCCAUGGCGACCGCCCUGCACAACAUGAGGCAGGCCCUGUGCCCCAACUCCACCGGCGUCUGCGAGGCGCUCAAACCGGGAAACGGCAGGAAGUUCUACAAGGACUACAUCCUCAAGGUCAAGUUUGAUGCGCCGUUCCGUCCGGCCGACACGGAGAACAUGGUCCGCUUCGACGGCUUCGGGGACAGCCUCGGCCGCUACAACAUCUUCCACUACCACAAGGAGGGCGCUCGCUACGUCUACCGCAAGGUGGGCUACUGGGCCGAGAGCCUCACCCUGGACACCCACCUGAUCCCCUGGGCCGGCCGGGCCGCGCCCACCUCCCAGUGCAGCGACCCCUGCCGGAAGAACGAGGUGAAGAGCAUGCAGCCGGGCGACGUGUGCUGCUGGAUCUGCAUCCCGUGCCAGGCCUACCAGUUCCUCCGCGACGAGUUCACCUGCGCCGACUGCAGCUUCGGCCAGUGGCCGCUGGCCAACCUGAGCGGCUGCUACGACCUGCCCGAGGAGUACAUCCGCUGGGAGGACGCCUGGGCCGUGGGGCCCGUGGCCAUCUCCUGCCUGGGCAUCGUGUGCACCCUGUCGGUGGUGGGCCUGUUCCUCAAGCACAACCAGACCCCCGUGGUGAAGGCCAGCGGGCGGGAGCUGUCCUACAUCCUGCUGCUGGGGGUGCUGAUGUGCUACAGCAUGACCUUCAUCUACAUCGGCAAGCCGUCGGCCGCCGUGUGCACGCUACGCCGCCUGGGCCUGGGCACCUCCUUCGCCGUGUGCUACUCGGCGCUGCUCACCAAGACCAACCGCAUCGCCCGCAUCUUCAGCGGCGUGACGGACGGCGCGCAGCGGCCGCGGUUCAUCAGCCCCGCCUCCCAGGUGGCCAUCUGCGGGGGCCUGAUCUCCUGCCAGCUGCUGGUGGUCCUGCUCUGGCUGCUUGUGGAGACGCCGGGCGUGAGGAAGGAGGUGAGCCCCGAGAGGAGGGACGUGGUCACCCUCAAGUGCAACAGCAGGGACUCCAGCAUGCUGCUGUCGCUCACCUACAACUGCGUGCUCAUCGUCCUGUGCACCGUCUACGCCUUCAAGACCCGCAAGUGUCCGGAGAACUUCAACGAGGCCAAGUUCAUCGGCUUCACCAUGUACACCACCUGCAUCAUCUGGCUGGCCUUCCAGCCCAUCUUCUACGUCACGGCCAGCGACUACAGGGUGCAGACCACCACCAUGUGCAUCUCGGUCAGCCUGAGCGGCUCGGUGGUGCUGGGCUGUCUCUUCGCCCCCAAGGUGCACAUCAUCCUGUUCCAGCCCCAGAAGAACGUCAGCAGCCUGCGGGGGGCCAGCACCCGCCACAGCCUCCCCCCCGGCCCCGGCUCCAGCUUCUCUCAAGGGUCCGCAGCCAACGUGGUCCCGACGGUCUGCAAUGGCCGUGAGGUGGUGGACUCCACGACGUCGUCCUUGUGAGCAGCAGCCUCCACUAGGCUGACCCUCCUAACCCUAACCACAAGCCUAACCCCUAACCCUGACCCUAACCACAAGCCUAACCCUUAACCCUCACCCUAACCACAAGCCUAGCCCCUAACCCUGACCCUAACCACAAGCCUAACCCCUAACCCUGACCCUAAC